Messenger RNA from Haemorhous mexicanus (house finch), 1850 nucleotides. It is a transcript of the gene MGAT1, whose product is annotated as alpha-1,3-mannosyl-glycoprotein 2-beta-N-acetylglucosaminyltransferase. Gene Ontology annotation, molecular function: alpha-1,3-mannosylglycoprotein 2-beta-N-acetylglucosaminyltransferase activity. NCBI's taxonomy places the organism in Eukaryota, Metazoa, Chordata, Aves, Passeriformes, Fringillidae. Bases 168 to 1505 code for a protein of 445 amino acids. Gene Ontology annotation, cellular component: Golgi apparatus. The record is from RefSeq and is a predicted model, not a curated record. Gene Ontology annotation, biological process: protein N-linked glycosylation. The transcript has 2 exons.
GAAAAAGAGGAAAAAAUCAGAAUUUAGGGGGAAAAUGGGAAUGAAAUGGGUUGAAAGUUGAAUUUUAAGAUUGAAAUUUAUUUCCAAUUAAUAAUUAACAGGAUUGAAAAUUAAUUUUUAACAGGGUUGGACUCUGCCCUCGGACUCUGCUUCGCCCCAUGUGAAGGAUGCUGAAGAAGCGCAGCCUGGCUCUGCUGGCUGCCGCGCUCUUCCUCGCCUGGAACGGCCUCCUCCUCCUCUUCCUCUGGGGCCGCCCCGGUGCCGCCCCGGGCCCGCAGCCCCCGGCCGGCUCCCGCCUGCUGCCGGCGCAGCUGCUGCAGCUGGCGCAGGACGCCGAGGCCGAGCUGCGGCUGCAGCGCGAGCUCCUGCUGCAGAUCCAGCAGCUGGGCCGCCUGCAGCGCCAAAAAACGCCUCCAAAAACCCCGAAACCGACGGAAAAAACCCCAAAAACGGCGGUGAUCCCCACGGGGGAAGCGCCGGUGAUCCCGGUGCUGGUGCUGGCUUGCGACCGCAGCUCGGUGCGGCGCUGCCUGGAUAAAAUCCUGCGCUACCGGCCCAGCGCGCGGCGCUUCCCGGUGAUCGUCUCGCAGGACUGCGGCCACGCCGAGACCGCCGCCGUCAUCGCCUCGUACGGCGCCGCCGUGGCUCACAUCCGCCAGCCCGACCUCAGCGACGUGGCCGUGCCGCCGGAGCACCGGAAAUUCCAAGGUUAUUACAAAAUCUCCCGGCAUUACCGCUGGGCGUUGGGCCAGGUGUUCCGCACCUUCCGCUACCGCGCCGCCAUCGUGGUGGAGGACGACUUGGAGGUGGCGCCGGAUUUUUUCGAGUAUUUCCAGGCGGUGCUGCCGUUGUUGCAGCAGGAUCGCAGCUUGUGGUGCGCCUCGGCCUGGCACGAUAACGGCAAGGAGGGUUUGGUGGACGCCGGCCGCGCCGAGCUGCUCUACAGGACCGAUUUCUUCCCCGGUUUGGGGUGGUUGUUGUUGGCGGAGCUGUGGGACGAGCUGGAGCCCAAAUGGCCGCCGGCGUUUUGGGACGAUUGGAUGAGGCAACCCGAGCAGCGACGCGGUCGGGCUUGCGUCCGGCCCGAGGUGUCCAGGACGAUGACGUUCGGCAGGAAAGGCGUGAGCCACGGGCAGUUCUUCGAUCAGUACUUAAAGUUCAUCAAACUCAACGACCGCUUCGUGCCUUUCACCCAAAUGGACCUUUCUUACCUCAAAAAGGACGAGUACGAACGGUUCUUCCUCCGGCAGGUUUAUUCCGCCCCCGAAAUCCACCUGGAGGAGCUGCACAAGGAGCCGGGGAGGGACUCGGGGCCCGUCAGGCUCCAGUACCGGGGCAGGGAUUCCUUCAAGGCUUUGGCCAAAGCUUUGGGGCUGAUGGACGACCUCAAAUCCGGCGUCCCCCGCGCCGGCUACCGCGGCGUCGUCACCGUCGUGUGCCGGGGCCGCCGCGUCUUCCUGGCCCCUCCCUCGGACUGGACGGGCUACGACCCCUCCUGGAGCUGAGGGUGGGGGGUUUGCCCCUUUUUUGGGGGGGAUUCGCCCCUUUUUGGGGGGAUUCCCCCCUUUUUUGGGGGAAUUUUGCAGAAUAAAAGGGUAAAAAAUGUGGGGGUCCCGCCAUCCCCCCCCCCUCCCCCCACCACCAUUUGCAUCACUGCCAUCUUUAAGUUUAACAGAAAUUAUGUUUAAACCAUCUUUGAAGUGGUUUAAAAAUCCCUCUCGAGGGUGAAUUUGGGGGUUUUUUUUGGUUUUUUUGUUUUUUGGGGGGGGUGGGUUUGGUGCUGGCGGACGUGGGGCAAGGAUUUUCCAGAAUAAAAGGUAAAACAGAGGUGAGAAAACCUCACAAUGCCA